GACGUCAGUUAAUGUUAAAAUCUGAGGUUUAUGAGAGGACGGCGGUCAAUCUGGGAUUGCAUUUACGAGCGAUCUGAUCGACAUUAGAGAAAAAUAUCAGUGUUCUUUAUCCUUUUCUCUUUAUUUCGUCCGGGAGGUCGGAAAAAAAAUUAAAGGGAAUUCAAAUCCUAUGAAAAUGCUGUUCAAAAAAGUGACUCACGUUAUUUUUGAUAUGGAUGGACUUCUUAUUGAGUCCGAGUCUGUGUAUGAUAAAAUUAUGAAUGACAUAGCAGCAGUAUAUGGUAAAGAAUAUACCACAGACAUUAGAGUGAAAGUUUUGGGAACCCCAGAAAAGGACACAGCCAGAAUAGCUGUCACAGAAAUGGGACUGCCCAUUUCACCUGAAGAAUUCCUAAUAAUUUACAAAGAAAAAGUACACAAGGAGUUGCAAAACCCAGUUCUAAUGCCGGGAGCUAAGGAACUGGUCAAACACUUUUAUAAGAACGAGAUACCAAUAGCAGUGGCGACAUCUUCUUCGCAGGAUUCUAUGGAGCUUAAGACAAAGAACCAUCAGGAUAUCUUUAAGCUGUUUCACCAUAUCGUUUGUGGAAGUACCGAUCCCGAGGUCAAGCAUGGAAAACCUGCCCCUGAUAUAUUUUUGGUGUGUGCCUCGAGGUUCCCCGAUAAACCCCAUCCUUCUCAGUGUCUGGUUCUCGAGGACGCUCCGAAUGGGGUGAGAGGGGCAAUAGCAGCGGGUAUGCAAGCCGUCAUGGUUCCGUCACCCGAUGUCGGUGAAGAACUCAGGAAACCAGCUACGUUAGUGUUACAGUCCCUGGAGGACUUUAAACCGGAACAGUUCGGGCUACCCGCCUGGGAAUAAGUCUAGUCCAAUUUUGUUUAUUUAUUAAAGUUUAAUGUAAUAGAGAAAUUAUAUUUUUAUAGACCGUAUGGUUUGUUUCUGGGUGCAAAAUUAUUUAUUUUAUUUUUAAUUGAUGUUUGUGCAUGGUGCUUUUUCAAAGAUUCUUUUAUCAGUAUUACGGUUCCUAAGCUGUAUAGUAAUAAUUUGUUAAAGGUUCACACACAUUUCUAGUGUGGUAGUCUUUGAUGAACACUUGCCACGAGUCGUUUAUGAUCUGUGUGUAGUUUUAAGUUUAAGUAGGCACAAUUAAACAUAUUGUCGUCGUUA
Messenger RNA from Anoplophora glabripennis (Asian longhorned beetle), 1165 nucleotides. RefSeq names its product probable pseudouridine-5'-phosphatase. NCBI's taxonomy places the organism in Eukaryota, Metazoa, Arthropoda, Insecta, Coleoptera, Cerambycidae. The record is from RefSeq and is a predicted model, not a curated record. Gene Ontology annotation, molecular function: phosphatase activity. Bases 170 to 859 code for a protein of 229 amino acids. The transcript is spliced from 3 exons.